This is a messenger RNA of Lodderomyces parapsilosis, 1710 nucleotides long. Its product is annotated as GPI-anchor transamidase subunit. Gene Ontology annotation, cellular component: membrane; GPI-anchor transamidase complex. Gene Ontology annotation, biological process: attachment of GPI anchor to protein. The transcript has a single exon. Lineage: Eukaryota; Fungi; Ascomycota; Pichiomycetes; Serinales; Debaryomycetaceae. The record is from RefSeq and is a predicted model, not a curated record. The coding region runs from base 1 to 1710 and encodes 569 amino acids.
AUGGCCUUAGCAGAGAAGGUACUUAGAAAAAUUCAUAAAUUGAAUUUGAUUCCAAAGGCAAUCAAACUACUACCUCGUCUUUCGAUAGUCUUGGCUGCUUUAAGUGUACUAUGGUUAGUCACUUUACCUCAAGAUGGAAACUAUCGCAACUGCUAUAUUUCAGAAAACGCGUUGAUGCCGGGACAGGUUACAUCCUAUUUUAGAGAAAGUGAAUGGAACAUUGUUCGUGGGUACAGGAAUGAGAUUAAGCAACUUGAACAGCAACCAAUUGAGCAACGCAAUGAAGUUAUCACGCAAUGGUUACAAGAUUUAGGUUUGCCAGUCUCGCGACACCGCAAUGGCUUCACUAACGACACUUUGUACUCAAUCAUGCAUGCAUCGCGAGGUGAAAAUACAGAGGCUAUGGCGUUGGUUGUGCCGUGGGUUAACUCAGACGACGAAUUCAAUGAAGGUGCAAUGGCGCUUGGGAUGGCAUUGAUGCGUUAUUUCCAACGUAUUUCCGUUUGGUCAAAGAAUAUAAUACUUGUGAUUCCACCCGAUGGCAAGCAGAGUUUGAGAUCCUGGGUUAAUGCCUAUCAUACAAGUUUGGACGAUACUGCAGGAUCCAUUGAGGCAGCUAUAAUUAUGGAAUACGGUAAACAGGGUGAUGGUUUCCAGUAUUAUGACAUGUUCUAUGAAGGUUUAAAUGGCCAAUUGCCGAACUUGGAUCUCCUAAACACAGCAAAUCAAAUUGGUCAACACGAAGGUAUCAGUUGUAGUAUUCAAGGUAUUAGUGAUCGCGCAAUAAACUUUACCAACCGAUUGAAAACAUUAUUUGCUGGUAUUUUGCGAUUGGUGGUUGCUGGAUCUAGAGAUGUCCAUGGCCACGAAGCCUUUUCUGGAUGGCAAAUUCAAGCAUUCACAAUCAAAGCCAGGGGAGCUCAAGGACACGAUGUGACGCAAUUUGGACGAAUUGUUGAUUCUACAUUUAGAUCAGUCAAUAACUUGUUGGAGAAGUUCCAUCAAUCAUUUUUCUUCUACUUGAUGUUGAGUCCUAAACAUUUUGUUUCUAUUGGAACUUAUUUGCCUAGUGCCGUUUUGUUGGCAGUGGCUUAUGCUCUUGGAGCAUUGAAUACAAUAUUGAAUACUGGCAUUGAGUUGGACCAGAUACCCCAUAGUUUGACCAGAUUAUUGGUAGUAGCCGUUGUUGCUGAAGUUAUAUGUGUGGUGUUGUCCGUUAUCAUACCACAAGCAUCAGUAGAUAUGUUGGAAUAUGUCCCAAUGGCGCUCCUGAUAUUGCCAGUUUUUGUGGCAAAGAGCCGCUCACAAUCAUCAAAUACAACAAGCUUUGCCUUGAUUGGAUUGGCUUUAUUAAUCAUUGCGUUUUUGAUAACCGCUUUGUUGAUUGUUCAUUUUGCAUUGGCCCUCACAAUUGGUUUAUUGGCAAUCCCAUUAACGUUUGUCCCCACUGUGAUUCAAACUAAUAAGAAAUUGGCCAUCUUGUGCUUGUUUGUAUCGAAUCCAUUUUUGGUGUUUGUUUUGGCAAAUGGGUACUUUGGGGAGGAUUUCUUUGCCAAUUUGAUUGCUUCAUGGAACCAAUUGCAAUGUUGGACUUGGUUGGUUAUCAUUUUGGGAUGGUUCCCUGCCUGGUUAAUGAUUGCAUAUGCUACAACCGGGAUCAGCUCAAUUGGCGCCAAAGAGGAAAAGCGCGAGAUGGAAGAAAAGUUGUAA